AUGGCGGCGGCGGCGGACUGGUCAAGCCUUCACCAGGACCUCCUCAGCCGUAUCUUCCUCCUAAUCGCAUGCCUCGCCGACCGCGUCAGGGCCUCCGCCGCCUGCAAGCACUGGCGCCGCGUUGCGCUGGAUGACCCGCCCACGCUCCCCUGGCUCCUCACGCCCUCCACCGCCGGCAUCUCCUGCUACCGCAUCUUCGGCGGCUUAGACCAUCCGCGCCCGUCCAUCCCCGGCGAGGUCCACGGGGCGCGUUUCUGCGGCUCCUUUCCCGGCGGCUGGUUCGUGGCCGCGCAACACGACUGGCGCGCCCACGCCCUGCUCAACCUCCGGCCCGGCGAGCGCGUUCCCCUUCCGGGCCGCGUGCGCAUCCCCCUGUACCCCAUCGUCCUCAAGUGCCCAAUAGUAAUCCGCGUCGCCGCCAUGUCCGCCCCGCCAUCGUCUGGCGCCUGCGUCGUCGCUGCCCUAACGUCAGGCCCGACCACCUUGGCGUUCUGGCGCCCGGGCAUGGACUGCUGGUCGCAACCGCCGAUGGGGAUUGUCGUUCCGCACAACGCCCAGGACCUGACAUACCAUGACGGAUGGUUCUGGGCCAUCACCCCCGCGGAGAAUCUCGUGUGCUACAAGCCGGAGAUCAACGAUGGAGACGCCGCCUCUCUUACUAUUCGACAUCUCGUCUACAAGUCCCAUGGACAUG
This is a messenger RNA of Triticum dicoccoides, 694 nucleotides long. Its product is annotated as F-box/kelch-repeat protein At1g57790-like. The annotation marks the transcript as partial. NCBI's taxonomy places the organism in Eukaryota, Viridiplantae, Streptophyta, Magnoliopsida, Poales, Poaceae. The record is from RefSeq and is a predicted model, not a curated record. The transcript has a single exon. Gene Ontology annotation, molecular function: protein binding.